AUGGCUGGUAAAUCUGUUCAAAUUAUUCGAGAUGGUUCUUCUAACGCUUUUCUUGAUGGCAUCAUUCUUGUAGUCAUCAACUUAGAACCGAAACAGGUAGAUGCGAAAAAAUCCCUAGCAACGAAAGGAUAUGUUCCUUUUGUAACAGUAACAAAAGUGAAGAUGAAAAUCAUUUCGUACUAGAUUGUAAGGCCUACUCUAAGAUCAGAGACGUAUUUUUCUUCAAAAAACCUCAAAUCUCUUUCACAUGAUACUUUAAUAGCUCAUCUAAUGAAUUCUUCUGAUUAUUUGAUUAACUGUCAAGUAGUUAUUAUUUAUCUCGCAAUGAUUUGAAUUAAGAAGAAAAUUGACUCAUAUCAAUGAAUAAAUGAGAUCUGUAAUGUUUUGAAACGUUUUACAUUAAUUAGUUGAAUUACUAAUUAAAUUUAGACUGUGGUAGCUUUUGCAAUACUGUAUUACAUGUAUGGUCCUGCAAAUAAAGCUUUUGUUGCUGUGGCUGGCUUUAAGCCGACAAUUUUGAUGAGUGCUUGUGUUGUCGUUUUAGUUUCGGGAUAUGGGAGAGUUAGUUACGGGUGAUGGGGUUGGAGAGGCCAGUGGAGACCUUUCGCUUCAUCUAAGGCUGUCCUUCGCCUCCGAGCUAAGGACUCGCAUGUCCCGUAACUCAUCUCUUGAGUCCCAGGCCUAUGUUAUGCGAGCCUCCACUAGGAAUAGAUUACUAUUCCCAGUGUACCCUCGCAUAACAAAGGCCUGGGACUCAAGAGAUGAGUUAAGGGACAUGCGAGUCCGCAGGCGGGAAGGCGACCGGACUAGGCCAAGAUAA
Molecule: messenger RNA, 820 nt
Organism: Porites evermanni
Lineage: Eukaryota; Metazoa; Cnidaria; Anthozoa; Scleractinia; Poritidae
Source: the annotation of a GenBank genome assembly